Molecule: messenger RNA, 12927 nt
Organism: Porites lobata
Lineage: Eukaryota; Metazoa; Cnidaria; Anthozoa; Scleractinia; Poritidae
Source: the annotation of a GenBank genome assembly
AUGUCUAGUAAAGUUAGUUUUCACGUAAAAUGAUCAGCUUUGCAGACUUCAAUGUGUCCAUAAAAAGUGCUGGCAGCUUAAAGAUUUCUAUUAAAAGAGAGUGAGCAGUAGAGAUAAGAGACAAAGCUUUUAAAAAACCAAAUUCACUUUUGGAAAUAAAAAAAAUCCGUUGUUACGAUCAGUAUAUAUGUUAUGGUUCAAUUUUAUCCUUGGUUUAAAUUUUAUUUCCCUUUGUUUUUGGGUAUGGUAAUGUAUGAUAAUGAGUUUCAAACAAAGGGAAAUAUAUUUUAAACCAUUAGGAUAAAAUUGAACCACAACAUAUAUACUGAUUUCUUGUUCGAAGGAACUUUAACUUUAAAAGGCCUUGGUCUGGUAUGAAUAAUGUAAAAGUAAAUGCUUUAAUUAACUAUGGACUGGAACAACCAAUCACUUUCAAUCCUUGACUGGGUUGUUUGCAAAGCCAAUGAACACAAAAGAAUACGGAAUCAAUCGACAUUUAAUUCCUCACAAAAAACUUAAAUGCUAUUUUAAGGGUUUGAGGGUUGUUUUUAUAACUCUGCAAGUGCAUUCUGAGUGACGGUAUAUAAGCUGUCACACUUAAAGUGAGAUAUAACUUAUAGGCCUCGAAAGUGAAAUUUUCUCCUCUUUUUGUCACUAUUAUAAAAAGAGACAAUUUUAGGGGUCUCUUAACUAGUCAAAAAAUUCCUCCGCCGCCAUAAUCAUUUUGACGCCAACUAUUGAAAGGAAUCUUCUCUUUAAUUCAAUUGGGCCCGACUAAACAUAAUGGGGACAAAGUUUCUUGAAGCAGAUCUGGCAUACUGAGCAUAUUUUAAAACGUCAACGCGCGCUCUAACUAAACCUAGGCAUAUUUAGCAUCAAAGAGUGAUGACGGCGCACGCAGUCUAAUGACGAAGAGGCGAAUUGAUCACCGGAUCCUUUCCGCGCGCUUUCACCUUUUUAUUUGACGUUGCCUGGCCUUUGCUAUAUCUGCCAACCAGUCGCAUGCAGCAUCUCAUGCAAUAAACCUCAACAAGAGAUUUUUGUUAGUUAAAGUAUCUUAAUCUUUACUGGAAGUGCAGCUACAACGCAAAUACACUUGACUUCCUCGCCUACACGUUGCAAAAAUUCCUUUAGCAAGGUCAACCCCUAUAUUAUCAUAGUGCUUCUGUAUUAAACAAACCCGGCAAGACGUGCGAGGCACAACUUGCGUCACUACGGUAGUGAGAUAAUAAGUCAGCUUUAACCAAACUUAGUAAUUAUGGUGAUGUGAGUGGGAAUUAUUGGUUUUGUUCAAGCAACUGGAAAAGUGCCCGCGCGUGACAUUUCAUAAACUUGCAACAAGUUGACCUCACGUGUUUCUUAGGGCGAGCGGAACUUGUAAGCUUGUUAGGCCGCGAAGCGGCCAAGCGAGUGACCAAGUCGCGAGAGGUAUUCGUCCUGCGCCAUAUUAAAUGGGACAAAGGACUUUUUUGAAAGUCUAGACAUUUCAUUGCAGCGCUGUGACUGAAGUCGGAUUUUCAAGGACACUACCCAAUAUUUUAUGUGACUUUAAACUGUGGUUAUGCUCUGUUUAGCUCUGAGCGUGAUCGUCAUUAGAACGAACGUGCUUUGGCAUACUUGCUGUAUAGUAGGUCACAUUAUGGCGCGGCCUCUCAUUCUGAUUUGACACACGUUAGUAUGAAAUCUGAUAAUUUGUCCAUAACUGUUAUAAAUGUUCUGCUUUUUGGUUAUCCAAUGGCAGCAGUGGUUCAUUGACUCAAUAAUUACUAGAACCACCUCAACUCUGGGACUACAAUCGAGACAACAGUCCGGCUGUGCUGUGAAAGCUGCCCAAUAGCCUGGUCUAUCAAUAUAAUUAUCUACAAGCUUUGCAGAUUUCAGUGUGAUUCUACUUGGUUAUUUUUGCUGAUCAGGUCUUCUUUAGAUCCUGCUUUCUGCAGCAUAGUGGUUUGCAGCCCCUUAGAGUGUUUAUUUAUUAAUCUAUCAAACAUGAUCAAGCUGAUAAGAGUGUACCGUGCAUAGCAUCAAGAGCCCUCAAAAUAACUGUUAGAGCGGCUAAUGAUCUUGUUUGACCAUAUAAGAAGAUAUAAGGUUUAGGCUCCAAAACCUAGGUGAAGUGGCCAAGUAGUUAUCUGAUAGCUUAAACUGGCUAACUAGAGCUUAGUUGAAUGACCAUGAAUGCCACCCACUAAUCUCUUCUGCUUCAGCCUAACAGACCGCCUAGCACUGAAAGCUUAGAAAACAGAGCAUAACCACAAACGUAAGAUGUACUCUUCUCACGUCAAUUAGUCAGGUCGCAACCGAUUUUGGAUGCUCAGUUUAAGAACUCACGUACAUUGUUUAGGAUUUUGGCAUGAACGCCGGCUGUCAACACAAUCUCAGGUACCUAGAAGGGGUAGCCUUAAAAACAACUCUUGAAGUACUUCAAGACUUUCUUAUAUCAUACAUUGCUUGUUGAAGCUGCGACAGAAUAUUUUCCCUCUUUCAUUGUAGACACUGAGUAUCACGUUGCAGCCUCCUUAAUUGAAAAGCACAAAAUCCUGCCUAAAAUCUUUUUUCAAGUUUCCUGAAGCUUUUAAGAGAAAGGAUCAGAUAUUGUUCAUCUCAUACCGAUUGAAAGGGCUCUAGUGCUUUUUCAACUGAAUCUAUAAUCUGAAUCUACACUGCAGCCUCUUUUUUCUCUAGGCGGCGUUUAAAUCAAGGCCAAAGGUUUCUCAAUAAAACAAGUGUUUUCGUUUCUGCCAAAUCUCCUGCGGUUAACUUGAUGACUAUAUAAAAGAAGCAUGAUGAGUUAGUAAGUGAACCAGGAAGUAUCUGGUACUCUAACGAAUAUCAAAGGAAAAUGAUAAAAUUGGGUCAAGUAGGUUGACUCUUCUCACGUCAAUUAGUCCAAAUGACUUAAUAAUUAACAAUCUUAAUCAUCCCAAAUAGGAAAUAAAAAUCAGUUUGGAUAAACACUAGUAAAGAUAUUUAUAAAUGUUCAUAAAGUUGUGUUCUUUAAAAAACAUAAACAUUUAGGAUAAAUUCAAGAUAAAGAACAUGAACGUGUUAAAGAGCACGCGUAAUUGGAUUAAGCAAUUUCUUAAAAAGAAAAGGUUGCAUGAGAUGCCCUGGCCUACGGCCCACACGCUGUGGUCAAACGCAAAAAGUCAUUACCAUUUCCUGUUUGCAUUGAUCCUAGGGAAUGCAGCUGGAGUAUUGAAUCGAAAUUACAGACCUGGAAUUUAAAAAGAAAUAUAGUAUGUUGAAGAAACUGUAGAUAACAAUUGUGGCUGUGCCUACUUUUUGCCCUGAUGGAUGACGUUAGUUACAUUUUUUACGGUCUUUUUUCUAUGUUUCCAAUAGUAACACUGAAUUUUGGGCGUGAGAACGUUCAGCUGACACGGCCGUUUACUGAGCUUUAGAUUGCUUUUAACCUAUGACCAUUGCUAAGUACAUAUUUAACGUUCACAAUAACUAACAUAAAUAAAAUUAUUGGAAACAAAUACAUAAUAAAGGAUUGUGUAAUACAACUUCAUCUAAGUUUAUUUAUUUUUGGGUCGAACUGACCAGUAUGACGCUGUUAGCCAGUUGCCCCGAGAUUGAGGAUCAAUUCCUAAACCAAAACAAUGCAUAAAUAUUUUAGGUAUUUCAGCGGCGAGAUUCAGGAAUCUAGUAAUUUAGACAAGAUUAAAAGCGUGGGGGAGUAAAACUGUUUUAUCACCACACAAGGUUCAGCAAACCAUGUGUCCUGUACGUACGUAUCCUGCAUUUUUAUCUAAACAGAAACUCCUUGCGCGCAGCAACUGCACGCGAAGUUCAUCCUUUUUUUGCAAACGCUUUUUUAAAGUACAUUUGUUGCAUAUAUAAUUCUUUGUAUCAGCACAUUAAGUGGGAAGGUGAUGUUAAAAGCUAUACCGCCGGAUGUAGAAAUCAUCUUUUUUCGAUUGUCGUCGUGUGUGAGUUUUCUGUUUGUAUAGUUUAAAAACUUCCUCUUUGUUAAGGUCUUUAAGUGUCCGUGUUCCCUCGAGUCUCUUUUUGCGUGCGUAUGUGUGUGGUAUUUGACGGAUAUACUCUAACUUAUUCUUUUAAACUGUCAUUUUGCAAUUAAGUUUAUAUUGACUCGGUAUCUGUAAUGUCUGGAAUAUGCACCUAAGAGAAAUACUUUAAAUUCAUUUACACUCGGAAAACAUGUCUUUGUGCCCUAAACCAAAAGGGUUGUAGUAUUGACCACACAGUUGAAUAAUCCUGAAUGGCAAUGCAAAAGAUAGGAUGCCACACGUUGAUUUUUCCAUACCACCAUGUAACGGUCAUUUCCGAAUUAUGACAUUGUCGUGUUUCUUGUUUGCUUUAAUUAAUAAAUAUUAUUAUUAUUAUUAUCGUAUAUAAAUUUGAAUGAUUUAGUUUAGGCAAAUUUAAUGCACGUCCUCCGCCCCUCUCUCCUCAUUUAAUCUUAUAAAUAAUAGCACCAUCCUCGUCGGAUGACCAACCGCCAACUCAUCAGAGGGUAAGGGUACGUCUACUCCUGACCACACCCAUGAAUUAGAACUCUGACUCGGUAUUCUCUUAAGAUGAAAGCGGUUCUUUAAAUGUGGUUUUAUGACUACCUGAACGCUAGCAAUUAAAUAAGCGCAAACAUUUGCUAGACUAUGCAAGCUUUAAUUUCUGAAUGGCCUUCGUGCAUAAGCGAAGAUUUUCCGACCAAGAAAGGGGCGGGUUAUUAAUUUUACGGAAAAACAAACUGACCGACAAUCGGCAUUAAAAUCGGGCUUUAAUUUCAAAUUUCCGAUUCUUUAUGAGCACGUUUCACAAGGUAUAAAAAGGCCUGAGUUUAAAUGCAUAGAACAAAAAUAAUCAUCGUUUCUCCGAGCUGGAACUCGUUGUUUAGGGAAUACCGUGAACAUGGCGAAAACACUUCUGGUAAGUAACUUACUUAACAACAUGAACAGUAGUGUCAGCAAAAGUAUGAAAAAAUGACUCUCAUUUUGAAACGGGUUUAAUACAUAUACCCAACCUAUGAUCUUUAAUUUACUUAUGAAGUUCCAGGAGAAAAUCCCACUUUGGGAACUGUUAUUUACCAAGAGAUAGAUUAAGAUAAAACACCUGAAAGUAUUUAUUUAGUUUUCAAGCCAAAGUUUGUUUAGUUGAGGAGCUGAACUAAUAUAAUUCCGCGUCCGGGGUUGGACUUAGUAUCGUAGAGUACAACACUAAAACCUAGCUCCCACCAUAUGUUAAGGUAUUAUUGCUAAAUGACUGAAAUCGCGAGAGGCCCUUGUUUUUUGCUUCUUUUUUUCAUACUCUUAAAUUUUAUCAACUAACUGUUUAGAGACACGUACGGAGGGCAGUUUUAACAUGCAUGAAAAUUUCCCUGUUGCCAACACGGCCGGAACUGUCAACAAAGCCGGGAAAGCAGAAGAUCUUUAUAGCAAAGUAUCUAACUCAGUGUAAUCAUUUUAUUAUCAUCAUACCCAAGUUUUCUUUCAAAUUAGCUUUUUUACUGUACUUUGUACCCGUGAGAGUGCAAAGAGUACUUGAGAGUAUGCAGAUUCAUAUCGUUCUUAAGUGUGACUUUUCAUCGCACUCAGAGCUCACCGCAACUACCCAAUUAGUCAUGUGCUUCUGAUUUGCAUUGUUUGUUCCAGUGUUGCCGAUUGUUUUAGACAUUGUCAACUACUGACAUGAUAUUACUCGAAGGCAUUCAGUGAGCCGUCAAGGAUCGAAACUAAAUAUUGAAAUUAAAAACAUUUUUGAAGACAGUGACUAAAUUAGACGCUGCAACGUGUUCUAGUUUCAACUAAAGAUGUUCGUUGUUGUUUUUUUAAUCUUUGCCUCUGAAAAUUAUUAUUGAUAUCUAUUUUAACAAAAACAGCCUUUUGCAACCUAUGGAGUCGUUGAUCAGCAAUUACUCGUAAGGUUUCCGACAAAUUGAUCACAAAAAAAUAAGCCUUUGUUUGCUUACUGUUUUUUUUUUUUUUUGGGGGGACUUGUCGGCUAAACAAGACUGACUUUCUUGUGUAUGCCCAUUUGAUAAAUAAUUAUCAGGGACACUUGCACUUCCCACACUUUUACUUCCGGAACUUUACUCGGGUGCGGUUUUUUGACAAAAACACGGCAAUUACGGCAGUUCGUUUCAACGAGCGGAAAUAGUUCAAUAAUUUGUUUGUUCCUGUGUUAUCAUUUUAGCAUGUUUAAUCGAGCGUAAGGGCUUAACUGUCGAAAGCCGUAAUCUAGAGUAAAAAUUUGAAAGAAGAACUUACUUCUGUAUUCAAACAAUUAUUUCCUUUCUUGUCUGUCUGCAUAUCAAUGCUUUUCAACUUUUUCAAGGUCAAAAUCCUCUGGCAUUGUAAGACCGUUGGAUGACAGAACCAGUUUUAGUUCACCGUAGCUUAUUCUCCGUGCUAAAAAUAACUUCACACUUAAAACACUUUGUCCUCUUUGAAGUAAUGCUUUUCGAAGCCCUGACCUAAGAGUCAAUUACGUGAACUUAACUGAUAAAACCGUUGAUAGAAAAAAGUGUUUGUACUGGGCAUCCGGUAACUACAACUAACUAAAACUUUUUCUGUAGAUCCGGCUCUCGUCACGAAUCCCGUCUGUUAAGUAAUGUCAUGACUCAGUGUCUGAUACCACUUUCUCAGUUCAAUUUUAAGGCAAGACGGAUUCAGUACUGAUUACUGAGAAUUUAUUUCCUUCAUGCUCUUUGGAUUUUACUCCAACAUUUGUAACAAAUCAGGAAAGACGUCCAGGUUUAUAUUUCAACGAAACAUUUUCUAAAAAUGACAAUAGCGAGUGUUUAGCUAGUAUAUGGCGAUUUUAUCGCGUGUUUGGGCGUGGCUUGUCCUCGUAUUUGGGGGUGCGGGCUACACCUACAGUAUAUGCAUCCGACACCCACGGCAAGGGUUUGGUAAGGGAAAAUCCUUAGCCCAAUAAAGCCCUUCGAGGAAACUUUCAUAUGAUAACAGCCACCAAAAAGGCAAAUCAAAUCACGUCUGCAGAAAAGAUGUCGACAUGACUAGAACAGAAAAGGCAGAGUGCGGGCUCAUACUCAUAUUCGAUAAAAGAUUAACAAUUAACAGACGAGAAAAAUGCUGUCGUUCAUUGUUGCUUUUUCAAACACGAAGUUAUUUGCCCAAAUACAGGGGCACCCAACGAGAAUAUAGUUCAAAACCACUUCAACAUAGCAUUGUUAAACAUCUUUUAGUAUUUAAAUGGUAGAUAUAGGCAUAUUUUUAUCCCCUAAAAAUUUUUCAUCUGUUUGGAUUUCCUAGCUGAAAGUCUAGUGAUUAGAAAAUUAGAGGGAUCAAAACUUACCUUUUCGAAAAUUUCAGCCAGAAAAAAGGCUCCCGAAAAUUUUAGGUGACCUUUUUAGAGGGUAAAAAUCCGUUAAAAAUGGGCAAUUAUACUACAAUUAUGUCCGAAAAUCCUAGGAGAGGCAGACAAGCAAGAAAUUUUGCAAAAAAAUGUUCAGAAAAUUGGGUGCCCCUGCAAAUAGAUUAUAUCAAAAAUUGCAACUUACGCUCACGUGGAUUAGUAAGAAACUUGCACAACCUCUCGCCAGCUAAACAAAGUCCUGGUCAUGAGUAAAGUCGAACCUCACUUUACGGACACCCGCUAAAUACGAACACCUUGUGUAACAGACAGUUUUCUUCGUCCCUGGGAAAACGCCUUUACAUUUUCCCCAAAUUCAACCCGCUUAAUACGGACACCCGUAAUGCAGACAAUGGACACCUCCACUUUCUUACCCAUUCAUCAGAUUCUCAUACAAAGUCAAACUCACUUAUGCUGUCAGUAUUAGACAUUUCCUUUUAUUGUAGAAUGUUAAAAAACCCUCAGUUGAAUGCAUGCCGAUGUUCCCAACGCUACAGUACACCAAAUAGGAUUAAUUGUAGACUAUUCAGAUUAUUUUGGCAUCAAACGAGUUAUCAGGGGCACCCAACGAGGAUAUAGUUCAAAACCACUUAACAUAGCAUUUUUGAACGUAUUUUAGUAUUUAAACGGUAGAUAUAGGCAUAUUUUUAUCCCCUAAAAACUUUUCAUCUGUUCGGAUUUCUUAGCUGAAAGUCUAGUGAUCCGAAUAUUAUAGGGAUCAAAACUUACCUUUUCGAAAAUUCAGCCAGGAAAAAGCUCCCGAAAAUUCUAGGUGGCCUUUUUUAGGGCAAAUAUCCGAUUAAAAUGGGUAAUUAUACCAUUUUGUAGAUGUUCGAAAACACAACAAAUGUUCCGAAAAUUCUAGUUCUCAAAUCGUCUUCCGAACAGAUAUUUUCCCGAAAAUUGCCGUUGGGUGCCCCUGAGUUAUGCAAAGACUGGCGGUUUUGAUUAUAUUAAUAUAGGCGAGGGCGAUUUUUCACUAUAUUUCCGUGGAUGUAUUCCGCGGAAUGAAGGCUUUGUGAAGGUUAGACAUGUUUACACCUAAUCUGACGAUGCUUAUGACUGUCCUCUUUUUUCCUGUAGUAUUUUGCCCUUACACUAAAAGAUGUCUUUUACAUUAUAAUAUCACCCGCUUAAACUCUACGGACACUCUAUUAAUACCGACACUGUUUCUUAGAGCUGAAAAGGACCCAGUUGUACAACUUCUGAUAAUUAAAACAUAUAAAGCAGGGGAAAAUGGCCCAAACAGGGCGGAAUGGUAAUUAACAAAAAACUCUGCUAAAGUUCUGUGUUAUUUUUCGUUUCAGGGCCUGAUUAUUGUCACAGGUUUUCUAUGUAAUUAUGCCACAAGCUGUAUGCCGUCGGAAAAAUGCAAACUGCGCUCAGUUUAUCGUCAUAAGAUCAAUAAUACUAGCUAUUCGUACAUGAAGGUAGAAGUUCAAAGUGGGAUUCCAACUAAAAUAGCAUUUGACGGACUGAGAACUCAAAGCUUUACUGGUAAGGGAGAGUUAUGUUUCGUUAUAAUCUCAUCUGCUUAAUAAUAUGUUCGCUCUAUAGAUGAAACCAUGAAAUGUUGUCUCAUUAUGGUGGAUCCAUGAUGGCUGAUGACGGCAGCAAUUCGUAUUCAUGAAUUGAAUUGAUUGCCCGGUCGUCGGGUCGUAUGAAUUCACUGAGUCAAGCAGAAAAAGGACUAAUAUUCUGCCAACUUUGAAUAUGUUCCCAGAAAUUCAGUUUGGUAUUUCAUAAAUCAGAUGUUACGACGAGGAAAAGAAAACUAAGAACGCUUGACGUAGAGUAUUUUUAGAAAAACAACAUCUAGAAAUGGCUGUCUUCAUCGAAUUUUAUUUUUGUUUUCUGCCACACCGACAGAGUUCCAUUUUAAAAGAUGUUCCUAUCAGGCUAAAAAAGGAGACACUCCGAGAUCAGUUACUACAAUGCACUGGAAAUCCAAUAUCAACGGGUUAAAAUACUACUUGGCCGUAAGAGGCGGAAAAAUAGUGUUGGAGGUAAGCUUCACAAGGGUUAUUCAUUAGUUUAAUAUGGCAAGCAUUUCUGAGGGCUGAAUGGGGCGCUCCAAGGGGGGGGAGGGGGGGGGAGGGGGGCUGAAUGGGGUGCUCUAAUUGGUUGUUUUUUGAUCAGGAUUUCAUUUUACAGUACAGACUGUUGCCAAGGAAACAACCCUUUCAGGCUUAUUUUAAUUGUUACUAUUUUUUUUAUUAAUUUCUUUUUUGUCUGGGAAAGUUAAAGAUACACAAGUAAUAGAGAUAAGGGUUAUUGCGAUAAUCACCUCAAAAUAAAACUAGGACCUCUUCUCUUGCCGGACUAGGCCUUUGGAACCUGUCCAGAAGGAUACUCCCUAUCAUGGCCUAUACAGGAAAGUUCCCCCCAAAAGAAUGACCUCUUUCAUAAAGGGUAGGGAUUUCACUAGCUGAAGGAUAUAAAAUUAAUGAUUUGGAAAUCUGUCAUCAAGUUCUGUAAAAGGACCUUAAAGGGCUCAGCUAACAGACGCAAUUUUUGGUUGUGAAAGAAUCAAGGAAAUUUCGUAGUUUAGUGAUAUAAUUCAUAUUUACAAAGUUCUAAACUAGGUGUGUGAAAGGGGUACCAUUUAUCAAUAGAAGGUAAUGGAAUGGGGUAACGUUUCUGACAAAAAUGACUUAUCGAAAGAAUACGGGGUUGCACGGGGGAAACUGAGACAUGUCAGGAGCCCAUAACCCCGAGCGAGAAACUUCCAUGCGUCCGUGUCACGGCAUUUUUACUGACUAGUUUAUUUUUAGGCCGGUUUUGGCGCGUAUUUUUUAUGACUUAUUAUAGGAAAUUAAAGAUGAACGUUGACAACGCGAAGAAAAUUUACGUUACACAAAAUUAACGCGAAUUUUCCAAAAGUUAGGUUUACAUACAUCAAAUUAACGCGAAUUUUUUAAAAAACAAUGCGGCCUUACUUUAUUUUACUCGAAUUUGCUGCAAUACAAACUUCUCAUCAUACAUAUCUAACGGAAGAAACAGCAACAUUUCCAGUCAUUGUUAUCUCAUUGUUAUUGAUCAUGUUAUUACUCCGUGAGUGGAUCUGGAAAGGGAACGCUCCCUUGGACGAAGACCAGUCGAAAGACAUUUUGAACUCAAUUCUUAAAGAAGAACUGUCAGAUAGUGACUCCUAGGCGCUGAUAGAGGAACUAUGAGCAGACGAGGUUUAAUUUGUUAUUGAAAUAUAGGUGCUGUAGAGCAACAAUGAUGUAAAAUAGUGUGAUAUAAACCAGCAGUAGCCGUCGGUUAGGAGAUGGGGGCGAAGAUGUGAUUGAUGAAAACUGCUUUCACAAUUGUGGGAGCCCUUUUUGUUCCAGUGUCAACAAAAGGAUAUCAUUGCCGAUCAUGAAAACUAGACGGGAUUGAACCAGCAAACACAUAUUUAAUUCAACGAUUUUAUUCACAUUUGCUUGGAUACAAGUAAAACCUGAAUAAACUUACAUCGAUUUCUAGACUUUGCUAACACUCGUAUCUUACCGAAAACUUGUCCCGCACUAAGCUGAGAUCAGGCUCUACUUUCAUUUUCCUGGGUAAAUAGUUCCAGACCGGCAAACAAGCUACGCAAUGCCCUAGACAAACUGAAAUUUUGUUGUUUUAUUCUUUUGUUUACAUCUUCAUCGCCUUGCCGUAAGGAUUAGUUUGCCGUUUCAUAUUUUUCUACAAGUUUAAUUGUACUGAUCCAGGUCUACUGACAACUGGAAGAUCCGGCACCACUCAUUGGUUUGUUACUGUGGACUUGCUGACAUUUUAUGCAAAUUAAUAAACAUGCCUCGAAAACUAAACACCAACCGUGAAAGCAAUGAGAGAAAUGGAGAACAAGUGUUUAACUUUGAGGAUUUAUAUAAGCUUAAACUGAAAUCAAUUGUAUUAGGCUCAAGUCACUCUUUCCGAACACUCGCUUUUCUUCUUGCACUUCUUCUUCUUUCUCCAACUUCUACCCAUGCAGUGCAUAUUAGUUGGCAGAACAACGGAAUCUCUAGUAAUAAAGUGCCGCUGACCAAGUCAAGAUAAGGCUGCGGGCUCCUCUUGUUGCCCGCCAUUAACAUCGACGUAAAUUAAGAUGCAUUAACUUAACGCGAUGUUUUAUAAUCGCGUUAAUAAUGAGUGCAUCGUUAAUUUCCUAUAAUAAGGUGUCUUUUAAAACAGCAAAACCCUACAGACCUAAAAAUAAUAUUUUUUGCCUUUUCAGAAUGUUUAGCUUUCCUUUUUGAUAUUCGCUCAUAGACAUGGUGGAGAUUCUAUUUUAUUAUAUACAUACUGAGAAAUACUCACCAAAAAGCUAUGUCGUAAAUUUUCGUACGCAAAUUAGUUAUAGCCAAUCAGAGGAGCGAACGAUGGUUUUCACACGUGAAAAAAACGAUACGUCCAAUCAGAAUCGCGAACGAUGUUUUUUCACGUGUGAGAAAAAUGAUACGUCCAAUCAGAAGCCACAGAGGUGUGCGAGUUUCGCGCCAAAAUUCCCGCCUUCUAUUGCAGCUUGCAGCGCCGCUUCGCACACAUUUAUCAACGAGAAAAGUUUUACUCAAGGAGUAAAACAUUUCGGAAAUGGAGUGGAAUAGUUUCGUUUGUUUCACUGUCGAUAAAAAAAUACGGUAGAGAGCCGGCGAAACAACAGCGGAAAGGGAUAAACAGAACGAGACGUAAGCUUUUGUUGUGCUUUUUGUCGGAGCUACUUUGCCUUUCAUUUAAGCUUAAGCUUAUAUUGAAACCGGCCAUUUUACUUAAAUUCACUCAUUUUCAAUUGUGCAUUGAGAACAAACAGUUAAGAUUACUUAUAGUUCUUGGAUUAAACCUCAUAUCCUCACCGUCAUUUAUGUUUUUAACAAACGUUUUUACUAAAAAGCUGAUACUUCGUUUUCGUUGUCAUUUUGCGGUAAGUGUGUAGCGGCAAAUUUUAGCAUUUUUGAAAGAUUUAAAAUAAAAAGGCCCGCAAAAUGAUGAAUGACUCAGUAUGUAUAUAAUAAACACAAUACCACAUGGAAAGUGCUUUGUACGGUAUUUACGCACUCGUUGUUUUUGUAUCAGAAAUCUUACUCGUUCGCUACGCUCACUCGUUCGAUUUCUGAUACGUCAACAACUCGUACGUAAAUACCGUACGCCAGCACUUUCCAUGAAGUAUUCUCUAUUUCGCCGAAACUGGGUGUCCUAAAAGGUGUCUAAGAAUAAACUGGUCAGUAGAAACAAGGGGAAAUAGACCUAGAAUAGGAGUUGCCCGCUCCGGCCUAUGGGCUCCUGGACCUGUCUAUCACGAAGACGGAUGUGACCUCUCUCAGUGUUUUAUAUUGAAAACCAAUCGGUAAAUAUUACAAUUUAAAGCAUUCUUGCAAAGCCGUUCUAAAAAAAAUUUAUGGUCAUUUUUUUACUUUUAUUUUCUAGCAAGUUUCUUCCGUAACAGAUCACCAUCGAUUUUUCUUCGUCGCGGUAUGUACUAACUGUAAAACUUAUAAAAUACAAUCGGCUGCAUCAAAGGAGUAUAUCAUGACCGAUUCCGCAGGACAGGCUACGUUAGGACCUGACACGACUGAUCGCAAAGCUUAUUUCAAGAGGCGAUCAUGUUCAUAA